UUUUUUUNUUUUUUUUUUUUUUUUUUGUACAACUGAAAGGACUAAACUAAAAUGCAUGUAAACUAGAAUCUUGAAAACUUUAUAAAAAAGCCUUUAUUUUCCUUUGUUUUUGAAAUCAAGGUCCUUUUUAAAAAAAAAAAAGACUUUCGAAAAAAACAAAAUUGCCAUCACUUUAACGUAUCAUAAUGGUUAAAUUAUUUGCAAGACCUUUACCCAUUGAUCCUGUCACCCAAAAGGCGGAUGGUAUUAAUCUUCUCAAUUUUGGGAGACCUUAUAUGAGAGCAUUUCAUCUUUCAUGGUUCUCCUUUCUUACCGCUUUUACUGGCUGGUUUGCAAUUGCACCUUUAAUCCCUACUAUCAAGGAAGAUCUCAAAUUAACGACAAGUGAGGUCAAUAGUAGUAAUUUAACCUCAAUCGCAUCUACAAUCAUUUUUCGUACACUUAUUGGACCAUUAUGUGACCGUUUCGGACCUAGACGAACGAUGGCAACUUUACUUACGAUUAGUGCUAUUCCAGUUGGCCUUAGUGGAUUAGUAACAAAUGCUAACGGUUUUAUAACGUUAAGAUUUUUUAUUGGAAUUAUUGGAGCCACUUUUGUACCAUGUCAAUUUUGGACCACACAAAUGUUUAGCAGUUCUGUGGUUGGAUGUGCUAACGCUUUAGUAGGAGGAUGGGGAAAUAUGGGAGCAGGAGUAACUUAUGUUUUAAUGCCUUUAAUAUUUGAAGGACUUAAAAGUUCCGGAUUAAGUGACCAUGCAUCUUGGAGAGUUGCAAUGGUUAUUCCAGCAGGAAUUUGUUUCGUUAUGGGAUUGUCAUGUUUAUUAUUUUCCGAUGAUUGUCCUCAAGGAGAUUGGUCUAAACGUAAACAACAACAAAUUGAAGAAAUACAUUAUGCAGAAAAUGAAAAGACUGUUGAAGUACAUGAUGCAAACAAAGCUACCAAAACCAAAACCACUAAAGAUGAUGAUAAUGAUAGUAUAAUUUCCGAAAAGAGUCCAAAGGUUCAUACUCCAUCAAGACCAACCAUUGGAAUGUUUUUCAAAGCACUUAAAAAUCCAAAUGUUAUAAUUUUAAUGUUUAUGUAUGCUUGUUCUUUUGGAAUUGAACUUGCUGUAGAUAAUGUUAUUGGAUAUUUCUUUCAUGAUCAUUUUGCACUUUCACAAACGAAAGCUGGUAUGAUAGGAGCAUUAUUUGGUUUAAUGAAUAUCUUCUCUCGUGCUACUGGCGGUUUCUUAUCAGAUUACGCUUACCAAAAACGUGGUAUUAGAGGUCGAUUAUUCGUUCAUUUUUUAAUAAUUUUCUUAAAUGGAAUAUUUUUGGUUGCUUUCCGAUUUUCCUUAAACAAUUUAAAAGAUGCCGUAAUUAUUUUAGUAAUCUUCAGUUUUUUCACUCAGGAAUAUUUACUGGUGUAUUUAAAGUUUAUGCCAAUAAUACUCCAAUCGCAUUCAUGGUUUGUGGAAUAGCAGUUAUGGUAGUUGCAUUUAUGACAUUUUUAAUUAGAUUAAAAUAAAUAAACCGACAAUUAAAAAUGAACAAGAAAUAUGAGACCAAAAAAAAAAAUGAGACAAAAAUAGAUUUCAUUUUUAUUAUUUUUUUUUCUUUUCUAUUAUUAUAGGACAAUAAGUUAAAUAUUUGUAAAUUAUUUUUAUUUUUUUCAAAAACACUUUCAAUUUUUCUUUCUAUGCAUUAUAAUAUCUUUCUCACGAGUCACGACUAAAAAAAA
Messenger RNA from Rhizophagus irregularis DAOM 181602=DAOM 197198, 1723 nucleotides. NCBI's taxonomy places the organism in Eukaryota, Fungi, Glomeromycota, Glomeromycetes, Glomerales, Glomeraceae. The record is from RefSeq and is a predicted model, not a curated record.